AUGCAGUCGUUCAUUAUUUCAUUUGCUUUUUUGACACUUCUCAGUUUACUUACAACUUCGAAAACUUUUGCAGAAAAAUUUGACUAUGAAUUUGUCACUUGUGGAACAGUCUUAAAACUCCUGAAUCACUUUCAUAAUGUGCGGUUACACUCACAUAACAUCAAAUAUGGUUCUGGCAGUGGACAACAAUCAGUGACAGCAGUAGAAUCAUCUGAUGAUCAUAACAGUUAUUGGCAGGUGCGACCCAAACCUGGAACCUCAUGUUUUCGAGGAACACCUAUAAAAUGUGAGCAGACCAUUCAGCUGAUGCAUUUGGCUACAAGAAAGAAUCUCCAUGGACACCAUUUCCGAUCUCCUUUAUCAAAUAAUUUAGAAGUCAGUGCAUUUGGUGAAGAUGGGGUUGGUGAUGCAGGUGAUGACUGGGUUGUGGUAUGCAACAGUGGAAACUGGUCACGUGUUGAGUCAGUCCGUCUGAAAAAUGUAGUGACAGGAAAUUUUCUGCAUGUGAAUGGAGAUGUCUAUGGCCGCCCCAUCCAAGGUCAACGAGAAGUCAGUGGUCACCCUUAUCCUAAUGAGAAAAAUUCCUGGCAAGCUGCUGAAGGUAUCUUCAUCAAACCAGCACCAAAACCUAACAGCAGAUUAAGUCGUGAAGCUCAUGAUGAAUUCUAA
Molecule: messenger RNA, 669 nt
Organism: Acanthosepion pharaonis
Lineage: Eukaryota; Metazoa; Mollusca; Cephalopoda; Sepiida; Sepiidae
Source: the annotation of a GenBank genome assembly